AUGUUUUUGUGUAGAAAAGGGCUAGCCUGCUUGAGAAGUUUGAAAUGCCCUAUCGCUUCGUCCUUGGUGUCCGUGUCCUCAAGAACGAUGCUCUUGACAAUAUCACUUCUGGCUUUGUCAAUCCUCAAGCCAAUUGGAGUGAAAUGCGCCCUUUAUGCAGACUCCUCGGCCCUUCCUCAGAAGCAAUACGACUAUAUUAUCGUUGGAGCUGGAAUUGGAGGAGGCGUGGUUGCCAGUCGAUUGUCCGAAAACCAUGAUACCAAUGUGUUACUCAUCGAGGCAGGAAACAGCGAUCAAGGUAUCGAGGCAAUCAAGGUCCCUUGGUUAGCAGAAACACUCACACCGAACACAAUCGUCGAUUGGAACUUUACAACCACUCCUCAGGCUGGAUUAGGAAAUAGGACAUUUUCAUACCCCCGAGGACGUGUUCUGGGAGGGUCGUCAUCUGUCAAUGGUAUGAUAUACACGCGAGGCUCAGUCGAUGACUACAAUAGGAUCGCAGCAGUUUCUGGAGAUUCCGGGUGGUCUUGGGAAGCUCUUCUUCCAUUCAUCAGGAAGGCAGAGAGAUUAGUUCCCUCGGCCGAUGGUCAUGACACCUCAGGACAGAUCGAGCCAUCGAUGCAUGGCACAUCAGGCCCCUUGGGUGUCAGUGUUCAGAACUGGCCCGUACCCAGUGAUCAGCGGGUGAUUCGUGCCUCGAAAGAAUCGCCAGAAUUCCCGUAUGUCGUGGAUUUCAAUGCUGGAAAACCACUUGGGCUUGGUUGGUCACAAUCGACCAUCAGUAAUGGCACCCGGGAUAGCUCGGCAACUGCCUACAUCCAUCCUUCUCUUGCGAAAUAUGAUAAUCUCGAUGUUUUGAUCAACACUCAUGUCACCCAGGUACUCCGGACUGGGGUUUCCGGCGGUGUGCCAGUGUUUCGCGGCGUCCAGUUUGCCCAGAAUGCCACGAGUGCUCUUCGUUCUGUGAUCGCUAGGAAGGAAGUGAUUCUCUCUGCUGGUAGCAUUGGAACCCCACAGAUUUUGAUGCUGUCCGGUAUUGGCCCAUCGGUCCAUCUGUCUUCGUUGGGCAUCGAUACAAAAGUCGACCUGUCUGAUGUAGGGAAAAAUCUUCAAGACCAUGCUGCCGAGCUCUCAGAUGUUUGGGUCACCAGUGCUUCGUUUUCAUGGGAUGAUAUACGUCGUAACGCCACACUAGCGGCCCAGACGUUGACAGAAUGGAGAGACUUCCGCAAAGGUCCAUAUACUGAUGGGUUUUACAGCCAAAUUGGGUGGUACCGUUUGCCUGAUAAUUCGACGAUUUUUCGAACACAGGAGGAUCCGUCCGCGGGUCCCAAUACACCUCAUAUCCAGCUUCAAAUAUAUGACUCCAACCUAGCUGCCGGUGACCCUUACCCAGAGGGGCGCUUCCUGACGAUGGCUAUGGCCCUCGUUACACCUGCAUCUCGUGGAACUGUGACCUUAACAUCAUCCGAUCCCUUCGCACACCCAUUGAUCAACCCUGGCUUUCUGACAUCGGAGUUCGACAUUUUCGUAAUUCGUGAGGCGGUCCGAGUGGGAAGGCGUUUUGCCUCUGCUGCUGCAUUCGACAGUUUCCUAUUGGAACCAGACGGUGCACUCGGUCAGGCACGUACGGAUGAAGAACUCGACGCGUAUGCACGCGCAAAUGUUGGGACAGCAUAUCAUCCCACGAGUACAGCAAGAAUGUCUGCGUGGAACGCGACGGAUGGGGUCGUGAAUCCAGAUCUUACUCUCAAGAAGGCCAAGGGAUUGCGAAUUGUAGAUGCUAGUGUACUGGUAAGCUGUUUGUCUGGUCCGGUCAGAGCAAUAAAUGCUAAAAGAAUUGUGUAUGCGCAGCCGUUCGUGCCGUCAGCGAACACGCAGGCUUCGGUGUAUGCUAUCGCUGAGCGUGCGGCAGCCAUCAUCAAGGGCGCUGGGUAG
This is a messenger RNA of Heterobasidion irregulare TC 32-1, 1938 nucleotides long. RefSeq names its product aryl-alcohol oxidase-like protein (gene aao7). The record is from RefSeq and is a predicted model, not a curated record. Gene Ontology annotation, molecular function: oxidoreductase activity, acting on CH-OH group of donors; flavin adenine dinucleotide binding. The coding region runs from base 1 to 1938 and encodes 645 amino acids. The transcript is spliced from 11 exons. NCBI's taxonomy places the organism in Eukaryota, Fungi, Basidiomycota, Agaricomycetes, Russulales, Bondarzewiaceae.